GAAUUACCUAUUGAGGAUCCAAUCCAACCCAAAUAUGGAUCUAUUCAGCUCUUUUCAGUUAAAGCUUAACCCAACCUGGCCCCUAGCACAAUAAAACUUUUCGAGAAAUACACAUCAUCGAAAUACACUUCAUUCCAGUUCUUCAUCCAGGUACUACAUUUGCUACGAUCACUUUCAAUCUUGUUUACUUCAAACUUACUCUACUUGUUUUUACAAAAUUCAUGUCUUAUUUGAACUAUACGGAUAGGAAAUAAGUAGUAUGAUAAUUAUUUGAUUUUGUCAUAAUGAAAUUUUAGAUCCGGUUGAGAAAAAAUCUAAAUCUAAACACCAGAGUCUACCAUAUCUUCAAUCGGUGCUAUAUAUCAAUGAUGUGUAUGAGUGUAUGACACAACACUCGACAAUUCAUUACCGUUUUAUGUAAGAAUUUACUUAACUACGAGUUAUUUAUUCUUAAAAUUUGUGAUUUAUACUUUUUUCGUUCGUAACUGACUGAUUCGGCGGUAUGUUUUUUAAAUGAAUUUUGUUGAUUAAUUUUUGAAAUAGGUAGAAUGUACUCGCUUAAAAUUUGGUUUGAGACAUACGUAGUACUGCAUUUUGUCAUUUUAAUCAUUUUUAGGCUAAGUAAGAUUUAAUUCAGAGAUGCUGUUUGACAUGUGUCUGAUAUGAUAUGAAAAACAAACCAUUUAUUUCGAUUUAUAGAGCGAGAGCAAGAACUUUUUUCCCCAUUAUUUGUUAUUUGGAACUUAUUAUUGGUAUUUUCCCACAUUCUUUGGUAUUUGGAACUUAUUAUUAGUACAUUGAGUGUCUUUUUACUGGAGAGUUUACUUUACUGUUCUUGUUUCUUCAUUCAGUUUUGCUGGGAAAAUUGGCAAAACUAACUGCAUUAUUAUAUCUAGAUAAUUAGAUAAAUAAUAGCUCAUUCUCAUCAAGAUUAUACUGAGCAUAUUUGUCGAUUUAAAAGUUUUCUUAACUCAACAAUAUCAAGAUGCUACAUUGCAGGAAAAUGUCACCAUUUCCUUGUUUUCACAGUUCACUUUUACUUGUCCCAUUUGUAUUUUUUGUAGAAAAAAGAGAAUUUUGUAGGGGGGCAUAUCCCUCAAAUAUUUCUGAAGAGAAGAUGCAAGGUCAGGAGGGGCACACUACUGAUGAUGAUAUUGGAAGCUUAACAUCUAUUAAAACAUCUGAAGUCGAUGAUUGGACAAAAUUUGGGGACAAUGAUAUUAUGCAACAACAUUCUGUUAUUCGGGCUGAGGAAGCUGAGAAGCUUCCCUUUGUGGGUGAUAAGGAGCAUCUGGCUUCAUUGGAAGCAGAAUAUCAAUCUGGGAGUCCAAUUUUAUUGCAGAAAAUUAAGAUUCUGAGUGAACAGUAUGCUUACAUAAGAAGAACCCGAGGAGAUGGAAACUGCUUUUUCCGAAGCUUCAUGUUCUCUUAUCUUGAGUAUAUUUUGGAAGCACAAGAUGAAACUGAAGUUGAACGUGUCAAAGUCAAUAUAGAAGAGUGUAGAAAGACACUUCAAAGCCUGGGCUAUGCAGAAUUCACAUUUGAAGAUUUCUUUUCGUUAUUCCUCGAGCAACUUGAUAGGGUUCUUCAAAGGAGUGAAGCUUCAAUAAGUCAUGAUGAACUCCUAGAGAGAACUCGUGACCCGUCAGUUUCUGAUUAUAUUGUGAUGUUCUUCAGGUUUGUGACAUCUGGUGAAAUAAAGAAACGGUCAGAGUUUUUUGAGCCAUUCAUACUAGGGUUAUCAAAUACUUCAGUGGAACAGUUCUGCAAGUCAUCGGUGGAACCAAUGGGAGAAGAGAGUGACCAUGUGCACAUUAUAGCUUUAUCAGAUGCCUUGGGUGUUCCUAUCCGUGUCGUCUAUCUUGAUCGCAGCAGCUCAUCUUUGUCAGGUGGUGAAAACAACAGCAGCAGCAGCAGUGGGGUCACUGUAGUAAAUCACCAUGAUUUCAUCCCCACUGCCAACCUGGAUGCAGACAGCGGUGAUGAGUCCACUGAGAAGGCCGUCGCCCCAGAGGCUCAUUCAGUUCUUCUUACCUUGCUAUACCGGCCAGGUCACUAUGACAUUCUGUACCGUAAAUGAUCUCAAAGAUGUGUAUCCUUGCUUUGCUAGGUGGAAACAGUACUCCCACUGUCCUAUGCAAUACAGAUGUGUUGUUACGGUGGUGGCUGAGAAUGGUUUGUGUAUGAUUCCUGAAGGGGCUAUAUCAGUUCUUUUUUCCUUGUUACCUGACUGCUUGUUGCCAUUGUUGGCCUAUACAUCCGUAACAACUAAACCUGUGUAUCAUCACCCUGUUGAAUAUUUUGCUGGUCACUAUAUUACUAUUUUCUACACACUGUUACAGGCCUACAGCCAUUACAACUUUCUCUGUUUUGAACCUAGUACGAGCAAGCCACAAUCUUCCAAAUUAAAGUAGAUUAUUCUAUCUCAUUUGCAC
Cuscuta epithymum is the source of this 2435-nucleotide messenger RNA. The record is from the annotation of a GenBank genome assembly. Lineage: Eukaryota; Viridiplantae; Streptophyta; Magnoliopsida; Solanales; Convolvulaceae.